This is a messenger RNA of Tetrahymena thermophila SB210, 882 nucleotides long. Its product is annotated as scramblase family protein. The record is from RefSeq and is a predicted model, not a curated record. NCBI's taxonomy places the organism in Eukaryota, Ciliophora, Oligohymenophorea, Hymenostomatida, Tetrahymenidae. Gene Ontology annotation, molecular function: phospholipid scramblase activity. Gene Ontology annotation, cellular component: plasma membrane. Gene Ontology annotation, biological process: plasma membrane phospholipid scrambling. The transcript has a single exon.
AUGAAUUAAUAUAAGGUUAAUCAGUAUACUUAUGAUCUGCAAGAUUUAAAUCAUAAUAAUUUACCUUCAGCUCUAGAUGAAUUCAUGAAUGGAUUAAAUAAAUCUAUUUCUGUAUAUAUUUAUCAAAAGUUUGACGUUGAAACAGCCUUUUUGUGUGUAGCUCCUAGGAAGUAUAAAAUAUAUGGUGAGGAUGAAUAAAAAAAGAUGAUCAGCAACAAACCACUUGUCUAUGCAAAAGAAAGAAGUAAUUGUCUUUGCAGAAACUGCUGUCCUGGAGAUUUUCAACCUUUUAAGAUGAAUGUUUAUGAGAAGCUGCAUAUCAAGGAUGAAAUUAAAAAUGAGUUUAAGGUAGAUUAAAACUCAAAUUGCUUUAUUUAGUUAGUGAGAUAAUUUAGGUGUACAAUUUGCUGUUUUUUCAGACCUUUCAUGAAUGUUUCUAUAAGGACUUAAAACGGUUCUUUCUAAUUUAUUGGUAAAAUCAAAGAUCCUAUAAAGCUUUGUCCCCCAAGAGAAUGGUUUAAUACAGGAGUUGAUGUUCAUGAUUCAAAUGAUAAUUUAGUUUACAUUAUAGAAGUAUCUGAAUUUAAGUGUGGCACAUUUUGUAGUUCUUGCUGCUGCUCAGCCUGCCAGGAAGUAAGAUUUCAUAUCUUAUCACCGCAUGAUAGAAAUAUAGUAGGAUAUAUUGAAAAAAAAGCUACUGAUUGUGUCAAAAAUGCAUUAACAGGAAUGUCAAAUUUUAAAAUUAUUUUUCCAGAAGGCAUAAUUUAUGAAUAAAAAGUUUUGUUGUUAGCAGCAACCUUUUUCAUAUAGUCAUAGAUGUUUAUUGAAUCGCCUGGGGAACAAUCAGAAGAUGUAGAUGAUAUUUUAGAAAUUUUAGGAUGA